Suhomyces tanzawaensis NRRL Y-17324 is the source of this 620-nucleotide messenger RNA. RefSeq lists its product as uncharacterized. The transcript has a single exon. The record is from RefSeq and is a predicted model, not a curated record. NCBI's taxonomy places the organism in Eukaryota, Fungi, Ascomycota, Pichiomycetes, Serinales, Debaryomycetaceae. The coding region runs from base 12 to 224 and encodes 70 amino acids.
AACUCGGAAACAUGGUGGAUCAGAGCUGGUCACAUCGUAACCUAAAAGCCCAUCAUUGGUUAUGGAAGAUUGUAAGUCGGAUUAUGCCCAAAAAAACUACAGGAAUAAUUAAGUUGGGAGUAUACGGGUCACAACAAGUAAAGGCUUUAAGGUUCCCAAACGGCCGAUAUUGCCAAGAGACUGGCGGUAACACGGCUGAGAGCCACGUGAUAGUGUGCUUGUGAUGAUUUUGGGGCUGGUGGCUUGUUGGCACAAAUAGUUCCAAUACUUACGUAAAGAUAUGUUGCUGGAACAAUUUAACUGUCCCUCUAGAGUAGUUAUUUAUAUUUGUAUUACUUCGUAGACUUGGGUGCGGGUUGGCUGCGAUCAUAUUAAGCACUCAGAUGACUUAGUAUGUUCUAUUUCCGCUUGUCUCUAGAAAAUUAGAGCUUGGAAUACUCACAUUUACCGUUUAACGGCCCUUAGUCGUUUCUUAUUUAAUUUGCAGAGAAAUCUCAGCAUUUUCAUACCCUAGGUAUAGCCCUGGCAACGAAUUGAAAUAAUCCAUGGCGCACACGUCAUUAACCCCACGAAACACACUCCGUUCACUGCGAGUCCUACACGUUAUUUUUAAUUAUUUA